AUGAACAAUUACUUCAUUCACGGCAAGAUCGAUUUUUGGCGUAUCAAGAAAUUGCUUGGUAAGAAAAACUCAAAUUAUUUCACAAUCUGUCAAUAUCUUUUUUCAGGCCGCCUUAGCAAUGUCUCAAAGAAAGAGCUCACUGCCUUUUUUGCGGGAGUCAAGAGACUCGAAGAUGAAGACAUUAUUUAUAAUGUCUACCUAAAUAUUCAAAAAAAGAAUAUCGUUGGUAAGUGUUCCUGAACAUUUUAUUUUUCAGAAAACGUAUUCAACUUGUUUUCAGAACGCAUGUCAGAUGGGCAAAAGAGAUUUUUCAUGAAACUUUUCGACAAUGGAGGAAAUUUGAAAACUUGUGCCUCGAGGAACCAGGCAAACGGGAUCUGUGAGUGCAGUGGAGGCACCCGCGAUAAAUACCGCAGUGAUUUGGUGAGCGCCGUCCUGGAAGAGCAAAUUAGACAGCAGCUAGGAGUCGAACAGCCGAUCGCCGUCGUUCCGGCAGUUCCCGUGGCUCAGCCGAUUGCCCUUCAGCCGGCCCCCGUCGUUCUCGUGGAUCCAGCCCGUCUGCCUAACGACAUCUUGCCCAUUGCUCAGGAUCCGGCCUUGCAGAUGAUGAUCCGUCAGAUGAUGGGAGAAAUUCUGCCGAUCAACGGACAAAUCGCGAACGAUGAGUGA
Caenorhabditis sp. 36 PRJEB53466 is the source of this 669-nucleotide messenger RNA. The record is from the annotation of a GenBank genome assembly. NCBI's taxonomy places the organism in Eukaryota, Metazoa, Nematoda, Chromadorea, Rhabditida, Rhabditidae.